UCCGCUGCGCGCUUGCUGCUGCCGCCUUCAGAUCCCAAAACCCCCAACGCUCGUUUAAGUUUUGAAAUUUGUAACCCCGCCAUUCACUCAAAACCCUCCCCCUUUUCCCCCCUUCUUUCUUAACGGUCUUCUCUUUCUCUCUCUCUCCCCCUCCCUCUCCUCCCUCUAUUUCUCUAGUCUUCUUCAGUCUUUGGUCUUCAUCACCUUCCCUUUCCCUCCAUAUUCUCUCUACCAUGGCGGCUCCUGCUGCCCCCUCGUCUGGGCCUUCCACCAGGAAACACGGCUAUAGCCGUAAGCAGAAAUCUCUCGGCCUCUUGUGCUCCAACUUCCUCGGCUUGUACAAUCGCGACGGCGUUACAUCCAUUGGCCUCGACGACGCCGCUUCACGAUUAGGUGUUGAGAGGCGACGGAUCUAUGACAUCGUCAAUGUCUUGGAGAGCGUUGGGGUUCUUGCACGGAAGGCAAAGAACCAGUAUUCUUGGAAAGGAUUUGGGGCAAUCCCUAACGCGUUACAAGAGCUCAGGGAAGAGGGUCUGAGAGAGAAUUGCAUUAACUUUUCUGGCAACGACGAUGCAAAGGUUUCAGAUGAUGAGGAUGAUGAAGAGAGAUGUGGGAGUCAGCCGAACGACAAAUCCAACCCUACUGUCAAUCCUCAACCUCCAGCAGACCAAAAACCAGAUAAUAGAAGGGAAAAAUCUCUGGCGCUUCUUACGCAGAAUUUCGUGAAGCUCUUUGUCUGCUCCACUGAAGAAAUGAUAUCCCUUGAUGAUGUUGCCAAGUUAUUGCUUGGGGAUGCACAGAGUGCAUCAGCGAUGAGAACAGCUAAAGUAAGGCGGAUUUAUGAUAUUGCAAAUGUUUUGUCCUCCAUGAAUCUCAUUGAGAAGACCCACACACCAGAUACAAGGAAACCUGCAUUUAAGUGGUUGGGAUUGAGAGGAAAAGAGGAGAAUUUGGUUCCAAACGAGUCUAGAAAAAGAGCCUUUGGUACAGAUAUCACAAACGUCAUUUCUAAGAGGGGCAAGCUGGAAUCUUCUAUUGGUGGGGAGUUGGAUGCGCAAAAACAAAGGCAACAUGAUUUGGAGGACUCAAAAGAUGGUUCAAAGAGCUAUCAGUUUGGUCCUUUUGCUCCUGUCACUAUUGCCAGACCCGGGAACAGCAACAUGAGGAGGGUUCAUGACUGGGAGAAGUUGACCUCUACUUAUCGUCCUCAGUAUCAAAACCAAGCUUUGAAGGAUCUGUUUUCUCAUUAUAUGGAAGCAUGGAAGUCAUGGUACUCUGAAGUUGCUGGGAAGAAUCCAAUCCGAAUUUCUUGAUGCUUAUCCAUUUUGACAUGCCUGCUUCUCCGUUUUGACAUGCUCCAAUUGAUUCAAGGAAACCACUUCAAUUCAACUCUCGUUGUUGACCUGCCAAAGAGGAGAUGGCCCCUUGUUGGAUGCAUUCUCUGUGCACCAUGUUAGAAUGGCAAUCCUCGAACUACUACACUUAACCGUCUUAGUUUGACAGUCUCACCAAUUUUUUUGUUUUUGUUAAUUUCUUUUUGAAUUGAUGGCCGGUUAGAGAUGUGCAUGACUGCUCAUGUAUGUUGUAGCACAUAUGUUUAGGGUGGAUGGUGUAAAUUCAGGUUGGAAUUUCGAAGUUGGGCCAAUUAUACAUGACAGGUUCUCAUGAGCUCAUCCUUUUGAGUAAAUCAUAUUAGCAAAUUUCUGAA
This is a messenger RNA of Prunus avium (sweet cherry), 1708 nucleotides long. RefSeq names its product DP-E2F-like 1 (gene DEL1). NCBI's taxonomy places the organism in Eukaryota, Viridiplantae, Streptophyta, Magnoliopsida, Rosales, Rosaceae. Gene Ontology annotation, cellular component: RNA polymerase II transcription regulator complex. Gene Ontology annotation, molecular function: DNA-binding transcription factor activity, RNA polymerase II-specific; RNA polymerase II cis-regulatory region sequence-specific DNA binding. Gene Ontology annotation, biological process: regulation of transcription by RNA polymerase II. The record is from RefSeq and is a predicted model, not a curated record.